AUGACCUGCACCACCAGCAGCACCACCAGCACCAAUAGAACCACCAUCCCCAGCACCAGCACCAGCACCACCACCAUUACCACCACCAGCAGCAACACCACCACCAGCACCACCCACCAGCACCAGCACCAACACCACCAGCUCCAAUACCAGCGCCAUCAGCAUUACCAAUAUUACAACACCACCACCAGCACCACCGGCAGCAACACCGCCAGCAGGAGCAUCAGCACCAGCACCAGCAGCACCAUCACCAGCAACACUAGCACCAGCAUUCCCAGCACUAGCACCAGCACCAACACCACCAGCACCACUACCAGUGCCAUCAGCAUUACCACUAUUAGUACCAGCAACACCAGCAGCACCACCAACAGCACUCACACCAGCACCAUGACCUGCACCACCAGAAGCAGUACCACGACCUGCAGCAGCAGCAUCGCCAGCACCACCAGCAGCAGUACCACCACCAGCACCACUACCGCCAGCACCACCACAACCAGCACCACCAGCAGCAGCUCCACCAGUAGGAGCAUCAUCACCAGCAACAGCAGCACCACCAGCAACACUAGCACCAGCAUUCCCAAAACCAGCACCAGCACCAACACAACCAGCACCACUACCAGCAUCAUCGGUAUUACCACUAUUAGCACCAGCAAAACUACCAGCACCACGAACAGCACUCACACCAGCAGCACCACCACCAGCAGCACCACUGCUACCGCCAGGACCACCACUGCCAGCACCACCACUGCCAGCAGCUCCACCAGCUACACCAACACCACCAGCACCAGCACCAUUACCAGCACUACCACCAGCACCACCACCACCAGACCACCACUGCCAGCACCACCACUGCCAGCAGAUCCAGCACCCACACCAGAACCACCACCACUACCAGCACCACAGCCACUGCCAUCAUCAGCACUGGCAGCACCACCAUUGACCACCACCGCCAGCACCACCACUGCCAGCAGCUCCACCAGCUACAUCAACACCACCAGCACCAGCACCAUUACCAGCACUACCACCAGCACCACCAUCACCAGCAUGACCACCAUCACCAGCACCACAAACAUCAGCACCACCACCAUUAGCACCACCAGCAGCACCAGCACCACCACCACCAGCAGCACCGCCACCAGCACCACCAUUAGCAGCACCAUCACCAGCUCCAGCACCACCACCAGCACCACCACCACCACCACCAGCAAAACCAGCACCAGCACCACCAGCACCACCACCAUCUCCACCAAGAGCACCACCGCCAGCACCUCCACAAGCACCACCACACUACCACCACCAGCACCUCGACCAGCACCACCACACCACCAGCACAACAACCAGCAGCACCAUGACCUGCACCACCAGCAGCAGCGCCACCAGCAGGAGCACAGCCACCAGCACCAGCAUACCAGCACCACCAGGAACACCGCCACCAUCAGCAACACCACUACCAGCGCCACCACCACCACAAGCAGCAGCAUCACAACCAACACCACCAGCACCACCACUACCAGCACCAGUAGCACCACAUUGACCUGCACCAGAACAAGCAGCACCACCAGCGCCACUAGCACCAGCACCCGCAGCAUCACCACCAGUACUUCCACCGCCAGCACCUCCACCAGCAUCACCAACUCCACCAGCACCAUGAACACCACCACCAAAUGGAACACCACAAGCACCAGCACCACCAGCAGCAGCACCAUCACCAGCACCAGCAGCACCACCAGCACCACCACUAGCAGUACCAGCAGCCGCACCACCACCAGCACCACACCCACCACCAGCACCACAUCCACAACAACCAUCGCCAGCAUCACCACCAGCACCACCAGCAAAACCAGCACCACCACCACCACCAGCACUUCUGCCACCAGCAACACCAGCAGCAGCACCAUCACCAUCUCCAACACCACCACCAGCACCCCCACCAGCACCACCAGCACCACCAUCACCAGUAACAGCAGCACCACCAGCGCCAGCACCACCAGGAACACCACCACCACCAGCAGCAGCAGCCCCACUAGCACCACAUCGACCUGCACCUCCACCAGAAGCACCACCAGCACCACUAGCACCAGCAGCCCCAGCACCUCCACCAGCUCCACCAAAUCCACCAGCACCACGAGCACCACCACCAAAAGGAACACCACUCACUACCACCACCAGCAGCACCACUGCCACUGCCAGGACUACCACUGCCAGCACCACCACUGCCAGCAGCUCCCCAGCUACACCAACACCACAAGAACAAGCACCAACACUAUCACCACCACCAUCACCAGCACCACAACCACCAUUAGCACCACCAGCAACACCAGCACCAGCAGCACCAGCGCCACCACCGCUAGCAGCACCACGGCCACUGCCAGCACAAGCACCACCACUGCCAGCACUGCCACCAGCACCACCACCACCAGCACCACCACCACUAGUACCACCAGCAGAAGUACCACCACCAGCAGCACCGCCAGAGCCACCAGCACCACCACCAGCAUCACCACGACCUGCACCACCAGCAGCAGCAACACCAGCAGGUGCAGCACUACUAGCACGACCACCACAAGCAGCAGCACCACUACCAGCACUAGCAGCACCACCACACCACCACCAGCAGCACCACGACCUGCACCACCAGAAGCAGUACCACGACCUGCAGCAGCAGCAUCGCCAGCACCACCAGCUGCAGUACCACCACCAGCAUCACCACCGCCAGCACCACCACAACCAGCACCACCAGCACCACUACCAGCACCAUCGCACCACCAUCAGUACUUCCACAGCAAGCACCUCCACCAGCACCACCAACUCCACCAGCACCACGAGCACCGCCACCAAAAGGAACACUACUGUCAGAUCCUCCGCCACACCACCAGCAGAAGCACCACAACCAGCACAAGCAGCUCCACCAGCACCAUUAGCACCAGCAUCCCCAGCACCAGCACCACCAGCAGAUCCCAAACAAGCAACACAACCACCAGCAGCACCACUGCCACUGCCAGGACCACCACUGCCAGCACAACCACUGCCAGCAGCUCCACCAGCUACACCAACACCACCAGCACAAGCACCAGUACCAGCACCACCACCACCAGCACCACCACCACCAUCACCAGCACCACAACCACCAGCACCACAAGCACCACCAGAACCAGCACCACCACCAUCAGCACCACCACUACCAGCACCAGCACCACCAGACGCAGCACCAUCACCAGCUCCAGCAUCACCACCAGCACCACCACCAACACCAGCACCGCCAGCACCACCACCAGCACCAGCCCCACCAGCACCAGCACCACCACCACUCUCCACCAGCUACACCAACACCACCAGCACAAGCACCAGCACCACACCACAACCACCAGCACCACAAGCACCACCAGAACCAGCACCACCAACACCACCACCAUCAGAACCACCACUACCAGCACCAGCACCACCAGACGCAGCACCAUCACCAGCUCCAGCAUCACCACCGGCACCACCACCAACACCAGCAACACCACCAGCAUCAGAACCAGCACCAGCACCACCACCAGCACCAGCACCACCAGCACCAGCACCACCACCACUGCCAGCACCACCACCAUCUCCACCAACAGCCACACCACCAGCACCAUCAUCACCAGCACCACAAGCACCACCAGCACCAACACCAUCACCAGCACCACAACCACCAGCACUACCAGAACCGCCAGCACCACCAGCACCAGCACCACCACCAACACCACCACCAUCAGCACCCAGCAGCACCAGCACCAGCUCAUGCAUCCCAGCACCACCAACAGCACUACCACCACCAGCAGCACCACCAGCAAAACCAGCACCACCAUCACCACCAGCACCACCAGCACUAUCAGUAUCAGCACCAAAAGCACCACCAGCACCACCACCAGCAGUACAACCAGCAGCAGCACCGCCAGCAGUGCCAGCACCACCAGCAGCAUCAGCACCACCACCAGUACCACGACUACCACCACCACCACCAGCACCAAGGCCACGGCCAGCACCACCACUGGCAGUGCCACAACUGACAGCACCUCCACUAGCUCCACCAACACCAGCAGCACAAACAUCAGCACCACCACCAACACCAGGAACACCAACACCACCAGCACCAGCACCACCAGCACCACCUGCACCACCACUACCAGCAUCACCACCACCAGAAUGACCACCAGCACCACUAGCACCAGCAUCAGCUUGACAACCACCAGCACCACCAGCACUACCACUACCAGCACCACCAGCACCAGCACCAGCACCACCACAAGCAACACAACGACCAGCACCACCACCACCAUCACCAGCACCACAACCACCAGCACCACAAGCACCAGCAGAACCAGCACCACCACCAACACCACCACCAUCAGCACCACCGCUACCAGCACCAGCACCACCAGACGCAGCACCAUCACCAGCUCCAGCAUCACCACCGGCACCACCACCACCACCAGCACCACCACCAGCAGCAGAACCAGCACCAGCACC
Molecule: messenger RNA, 4497 nt
Organism: Carcharodon carcharias (great white shark)
Lineage: Eukaryota; Metazoa; Chordata; Chondrichthyes; Lamniformes; Lamnidae
Product: mucin-5AC-like
Exons: 18
Source: RefSeq, a predicted model, not a curated record